UACGGUUUAAGCUUCGCGCGCAGCGCCCAGGGAAACAACCAGUACGAUGCGUACCCGAUGAAGCUGGCAUCGCGCCCAUUUUGCGAGUUCAUCAGGACACACUACCGCGACUAUCAACACAUGUUUUUAAACUUUACCAACCUCCCGUUCGUACCACCGGAAGGAUUGUGUCCCUUUCCGAAAGGCGAAUAUUGGGUGAAGGAUGCGUACAUCGAUUCAUCCGUGAUUCCGAUUGUCGUACCGGAGGGAUUCUGGCGAGCAACCACCGAGCUGCGGAUCAGAGAAACGGGUGUGAUCGCUGCACGAGGAGCGAUGUACGUGAAAUUAACGAAAGAAUAUGUUUAAUUCGUAGGCUCACGUAGCUGCUAACAUGCUACACUAGUCUGAA
Anopheles bellator is the source of this 388-nucleotide messenger RNA. RefSeq lists its product as uncharacterized. The record is from RefSeq and is a predicted model, not a curated record. The transcript has a single exon. The annotation marks the transcript as partial. Lineage: Eukaryota; Metazoa; Arthropoda; Insecta; Diptera; Culicidae.